AUGACAAUUUGUCCGCAUCAUCGCGCUGUGCUUGGUAUCAGUUGGACGAGAGGUUCAAGCACGAGAUGCAGAGUCCCAGAAAUACUUUCUGGACAUGGGAAUGGUAAAGGAAGUUGGCCAAAAAGCGAUCGAGGAAUCAGUAAAAUCGAGUCUCGUGUAAUACUGCGCAAGACGGGAAUAUUUGUUCAAGUUGUUUCUGGUAAGCUAAAUGAGUUAUCGAUCAUGAUCAUCAGUGCUGCAUCCACAGCUUCAGAAACAAAUAUUAGUUGUAAAAACACUAUAUUUAUUCAGGUAUUUGUAGAAAAUGCAGAGAAGAAAUGAAACAAGACGUAUUCCAAGAGCCAAUCCCUCCUCCAUCUGAGGUAAAACAGCGAUUGAAAGCUGGGUAAAUGUCACAGGAUCGAUUUAUUCAAAUGAAAUUGCUGCAUGUGUAAAUCAUUCUAGCUUGUUGAAAAUUGAGUCUGAGAGCAAUUUGGAUCACUUUCUUCUUUUACAUAUCUUUUCAUUUUUUGUUAAUAUUUCUUCUCUUUUUUCCAUUCCUUUCAACUUCAACGCAACGAAAGAGGGUUAUCUUUUAAUAAGACCCCAAUUUUUGUUUUGUAGAAAGAACUUACAAUAACCAUGGAAGGUGAUUGUUCUCCUCCAUUUGAAGUUAAAACAUUGUCAUUGACUUACAAAAUGGAUAAAAUGUCAAUUAUGGUGGGAUUGAUAUGUUGAAUUCAAUUACUAUAUUUGCAAAUCGUUCAAGCUUUUGGCAAAUGGACGCUAAAUAAACGUAUUUUUUUAAUCCAAUACUUCCUUUCAUCUCCUUUCUGUUUCUUUCCUGUGAGUUUAUUUUCUGUCUUGUCUUGGGAUUUUUCCUCGUAGUUCUCUUUGUUUUUUUUCUCUGUUUGUCUGAGUAAAGAAUAAAAAACUAAGCACUGUUUGAAACUGAAAUAAAUAAUUUUUAUGUGAUGAUUGAGAAACCUAUAAUUAUUUAAAACUUCCGUUUUUAUUCAAAUUUUUUUAGGAAGAAAAAGAAAUAACCAUGGAAAUGGAUAGUUCUGUUCUGCAAACACCACAAAUUGCACCAGGCAAUCUUUUCACAGACACACCAUUUACCUUAUAUCAACCACCGGAAACCUCUGAAACGCCAGAAUUACAGGAAAAUAGUGAAACUGAAACAAGUUCAAGGGAAAAACUAAAUUCGUUUUUGGCAACAAGAGAUAUCAGUCCCGUACGAAGCUCGAUGAAGGUAGCAUGGAAUGAUGCUUCGGAGAGAACGAAACGUCAUUAUACUCGUAAGGCAAGACAGGUCGUGUUUGCAGCUCUGGAAGAAAUUUCACCUGAUAGUUCAGAUAUGUUGCUAGACGUAUUGAAAUCUCCAUGGAGUGCUAAUACCAAUAUCGAUUCUAUGUUAAUGCAGGCACUUACUGAAUGUUAUAACAACGCAUCUCAUUGGAGCACACAUAGGCAAAUCUUGUCAAUCAUGGCGGACAAGAUUAAUUUUAAGGAACUCCAAAAAUGGAUUCCACAUUUAACCCGAUACAGAUACAGCAUUGCACGUCAUCAUAUCUUGCUCCAUGGAAGAGGUUCUGUUGUUGCUCCCAUGAAAAAUACAAGGAUAUGCGUUUCACCCCAGAAACUUGAUCACUUCUUGACAUUCAUAACUAGUACAUCAGUAAUACAGGACUUGCCAUUUGGAGAGAAAUCAUUGAAGUUAUCCUCCAAUACCAAGAUUACUGUUCCAAAUGUCAUCAGGAAUCUUAUACCUGAACAGGUAGUGAAACAAUAUCAGAGUUAUUGUGAAGAGUCUGAUUUCGUACCUCUGAGCCGCAGCACUUUAUGCAGAAUUCUCAAAGUCUGUUCUGCGUCAGUCCGAAAAUCUCUUCAAGGGUUAGACUACAUAUCAGCAGAGGGUUCCAAGGCUUUUGACGAUCUGGAAGAUAUCUUAGAAAAGCUGGGAGACGAAUAUGGAACCGGUCAUACCUGGGCAAAAGAGCAAAGUGGCAAAUUAAAAGUUGCGAAACGCUAUCUUAAAGGUGAUUACAACGUUAGUCAAUUUAUUUAUUCUCAUACAGGAAAAAGUACUAAAUAGAAAGGCAAGGGAAAAUACAAUUUGUGUUGAAAGAAACUGAAAUACUCCAACAAUAACUUAUUUUGUAUUAAAGGUACAUGUAGCACCAAGUUCAAGAGUUGCAGAUCACUGUAGGGCUCACGCUCUUAGUUAUAAAAAGGAGAAGGACACUGAUUAUUUUAUUGAAUGUGACCACCAUCAUGAUCUUUAGUGUGACAGAUGUCUAUUAGUUCCUUCUGUUUUCGAUGAGAUAAGCACAGCUUUGGAAAACGCAGAGAUUCCAAACGAAGAAAAAGAGGAGAUAUUGUAUCUUGUUUUCCAGUCCAAGAAUAGUAUUGAAGCUUUGAAGGCGCACUUACUCCGCACUGUUAACCAAGACGAAGCUAGAUUGGACACCAUCAGUAAUUUGGAUUCAAAUUCAGUGCUUAUUGUCUUGGACUGGGCCAUGAAAUUCCUCCCAAGAAAAUACCGAGAAAGCCAGUCAGAUUGGUUUGGCAAACGGGGAAUUUCAUGGCACAUAGCCGUUGUGACAAGAAAAGCAAUGCCAUCUAAAAUAGAUACACUCACUUUUGUCCACAUAUUCAGAAAGUGUUCACAAGACAGCCCAACAGUUGUGGCAAUCGUAGACGAUGUGGUUAGGCAGCUCAAGACAACCAUGCCGGACGGAGAAUUGGUAUACCUACGUCAAGAUAAUGCCGGGUGCUACCAUAGCGCACCUACCAUACUGGCACUCCAGCAGAUAGCUAAGAAGUACAAAGUGCAAAUCAGAUUGGACUUCUCCGAUCCACAAGGCGGAAAAGGAGCGUGUGAUCGUAAAGCAGCUUCUCUCAAGAACCAUAUAAAGAUGUAUCUAAAUUCAGGAAAGGAUGUUGAUUCCGCUGAGCAAAUGAAGGAUGCUAUUGAGUCCUUUGGUGGUGUACCAGUGUGCGACCUUCCUACUGUUCCUGAUGAUGAUGCACCUAAAUGGGAAGGUAUCAGCUUUAUCAAUAACUUUGCAUAUACCAAUCGUGGAAUACGAACCUGGAGAGAAUAUGGUAUUGGUCCUGGUAAAUUUCUAAAAUGGAGCCACUUUUGUUUGCCAAAACAAUACCCAAUACCUCAACUUAACGUAAUUAAGGAUAUGCCGCUUCUCCAAAGGCUGACUUUGCUACCAUUAAAGCCAAAAGAAAGCCAAGUAAACCACGAGUUUCAGAAAAGUCAACAGAUGAAGAUAGAGCCUCAGACCACUCAGACGAGGAGAGCGACAGUGGGGAAAACAAGCUGUUUUCUUGCCCAUUCGAAGGCUGUGUAAAAAGUUACCAAAGAUUUUCAUCUCUGCAAAGCCAUGUUGACAUUGGAAAGCACAAGUAUGCAUUAGAACACGAAACUCUUUUUGAUAAAGCGAUGCUGGAAUACGCCAAAAAGUUAGAAGAAGGCACUAGCGCAGUUCAACAUCCAGAAGCCCAUGGUAUUUCACAAACAUUGGAUUACGUGGAACCUUUGGAAAUUGGAUGGGCGCUAAAGUCGUCAGCUAAAAGAAAACGCUUUACUCCUACCCAGAAAGAAUAUCUAACUAGUCAUUUUGACAUAGGAGAACAAACUGGCCACAAAGUAGAUGCCAAGAAUGUGUCUAACUCUAUGAGAAAAGCAAAGAAUCCAGAUGGUUCGCGUUUGUUCCAAAAAUCAGAUUUCCUGUCACCGCAGCAAAUUGCAAGCUUUUUUUCUCGCUUGGCUAAAAAAAGAAGACAAGUUGAUUAUAGUGAUACAGAAGAUGAGGUCGAGGAAGACGAGUUCAAAGAAAUGUCAAACGAAAGGAACUUUGAAAACCUAACAAAUGAAAUUUUGAAUGAAAUUUCUAUUUCCCAUCCAAUAAUGUUUGAAACACACAACAUCUGCGAACUGGCUACAAACUCCAAGUUGUCCAAAUUCUCUGUACGUAUGCUCCAAGAUAUUUGCAACUUUUUUGAAGUGGAUACAUCUGCCAUAAAAAGCACAAACAGAUUCAAGAAGCCGUAUAUCGACCUUCUGAAUGAAUUAGUGGCAACCUGCUCCUGCUACAAGA
Molecule: messenger RNA, 4097 nt
Organism: Paramuricea clavata
Lineage: Eukaryota; Metazoa; Cnidaria; Anthozoa; Malacalcyonacea; Plexauridae
Source: the annotation of a GenBank genome assembly